CGGAGGAGGAGGAGCGCUGCCGCGGAGGAGUGGCUCCUCAGAUCGCAGCGGCAGCGGCACCGGCUGCAAGAUGUGGAAGCUGUACCUCAUUCAGGAGUUUUGCGAGGUGGGUUCGCUGCGAGUGGCGCUUGAGAACCGCAUGCUGACGGGGCCGGACGGGGCGCCCAACCUGCCGCUGCUGCUGCGGCUGGCGCUGGAUGUGGUGCGCGGGCUGACGCACCUGCACAAGAAGAACAUCGUGCAUGGGGACCUCACGCCAGGCAACAUCCUGCUCAAGGCCGAGCUGUCCCGCCCCGGGGCGCACUACGUGGCCAAGCUGGCGGACUUUGGGCUGAGCGUCAAGAUGGACCCCUCCCAGACGUGCGUGGACAACAACCGCACCGGCACGCCCUUCUACGCCAGUCCCGAGGUACGGCAGCACGGCAACCUUAGUAAGGCGUCGGACCUGUACGGUAAGUGGAGGAGUGUGUGAUUUGCUGGGGACUGGCAUGUUGCGAGAGGGAUAGAGGGAAGGGAAUGAAUGUGGCAUUAAUAGCUAUUAAACCACGGAGCGCAUCCUUAUUGUGUUGGUUGCAUGCACGCACACAGUUCCACCGAUUGGGGUACUGUGUGCUAUACCAGUAACAGCACGGAGCCACAUGUGCCCCAACACGACCCAACACAUGCACAACCCUUUGCUGCGGCUUUCCAUGUCGCGCCAUGCUGCUAUCCUCCCUGCUCCCCUGCCCCAUCCUCCUCCCACCCCCUUCCUUCUCGGCUCCUCCGCAUCCCCUCCCCUCCCACCCUCCCCCCUUCCCACCCCCUCCACAGCCCUGGGAGUGGUGCUCUGGGAGAUGUGGCACGGCCGCCCCUGCUAUCAGCGCGUCCGGGGCGUCAAGCAGUUCGUACACGCCUCCGGCUUCCCCUCCUUCCCGUCGCACUGCCCGCCGCUGUACGCCGACGUGGCGGCGCGCUGCAUGCGCCGCAGCCCCGAGGAGCGGCCUCCGCUGGGGGAGGUGCAUGACCUGAUCAGGCAACUGCUGUCGGUAGCCACCGGGGGCGGCAGCGCGGCGAGCACCAUGGGGCCCAGCAGCGAUGGAGGCGCCACGUCAGGGGUGAUAUCGUACGAAUGGCCGUUUGUGGUGAAUGUAAACGCCGGAUAUAAUAGUGGGAAUAAUGGCAAUGGAGGGAAUGGGGCGAGCUAUGGGGUGGUGGGGUUGCAGCAGGAGGACAGUAUUGGGGGUACUGGGGGUACGGCAGGAGGG
Molecule: messenger RNA, 1244 nt
Organism: Astrephomene gubernaculifera
Lineage: Eukaryota; Viridiplantae; Chlorophyta; Chlorophyceae; Chlamydomonadales; Astrephomenaceae
Source: the annotation of a GenBank genome assembly